CGCUCACCACCACCAACAACAUCUUCUCAGCAAAUUCAAAUUUCAAAUCCCCUCCAAAAUAAACCAUCCACCAAAAACCAUGGGCGAAAAGACCACCGCUGCUAAGUCAAUCGCCGGCCGAGGCAAGUCUAAAUCGAAGUCCGUUUCCAGAUCUUCAAAAGCGGGGCUCCAGUUCCCCGUUGGCCGGAUCGCCCGUUUCCUGAAGAAGGGCCGUUACGCCGAGCGCGUCGGAUCUGGUUCGCCUGUUUACCUCUCCGCCGUCCUUGAAUACCUCGCGGCCGAGGUUUUGGAGCUAGCUGGAAAUGCGGCGAGGGAUAAUAAGAAGAACAGAAUAGUACCAAGGCAUAUUCAAUUAGCUGUGAGGAACGACGAGGAGCUGAGCAAGCUGUUGGGAUCUGUGACUAUUGCAAACGGCGGCGUUUUGCCCAAUAUCAACCAGAUUCUGCUGCCCAAGAAGUCUGGCAAAGGGAAGGCAGAAAUCGGAUCUGCUUCUCAGGAAUUUUAGGGGAUUUAUUAUGUUUUUUUAUUUUUGCUUCUCGGUAGAUUUAGUCGUGCUUUGUUUUUUAAAAGAAAUGUUUUGUCGAUAUGAUGUAGAUUAGUUUCGAAUUAAUCAAUGGUGAUUUUAUAUGUUCAUCUGUUAUGUUUAAAUGAAAUCUGGCAAUUUUAUUCUCCAUA
Erythranthe guttata (spotted monkey flower) is the source of this 675-nucleotide messenger RNA. Its product is annotated as histone H2AX. Gene Ontology annotation, cellular component: nucleosome. The record is from RefSeq and is a predicted model, not a curated record. Gene Ontology annotation, molecular function: structural constituent of chromatin; protein heterodimerization activity; DNA binding. NCBI's taxonomy places the organism in Eukaryota, Viridiplantae, Streptophyta, Magnoliopsida, Lamiales, Phrymaceae.